Coniophora puteana RWD-64-598 SS2 is the source of this 2487-nucleotide messenger RNA. Its product is annotated as SecY protein. The transcript has 10 exons. Gene Ontology annotation, biological process: post-translational protein targeting to membrane, translocation; SRP-dependent cotranslational protein targeting to membrane, translocation. The coding region runs from base 1 to 2487 and encodes 828 amino acids. Gene Ontology annotation, cellular component: Sec61 translocon complex; membrane. Gene Ontology annotation, molecular function: transmembrane protein transporter activity; signal sequence receptor activity; ribosome binding. NCBI's taxonomy places the organism in Eukaryota, Fungi, Basidiomycota, Agaricomycetes, Boletales, Coniophoraceae. The record is from RefSeq and is a predicted model, not a curated record.
AUGAGCGGUUUCCGGUUUCUGAACCUUGUCCGCCCAUUCCUUCCGCUGCUGCCUGAGGUUGCGUCGCCCGACCGCAAAGUUCCUUUCAACCAGAAGGUACUAUGGACCGCUGUCACCCUCCUCAUUUUCCUUGUGUGCUCGCAAGUACCGCUGUAUGGAAUCAUGUCCUCUGACUCGUCCGACCCGCUUUACUGGAUGCGUGUCAUCCUCGCGUCGAACCGUGGAACCCUCAUGGAGCUUGGUAUCAGUCCUAUCGUCACCUCUGGCAUGAUCAUGCAGCUUCUCGCUGGCGCCAACCUCAUCGAGGUCGACUUUAGCUUGAAGGAGGACAGGGCCCUGUUCAGCGGUGCACAGAAGCUCUUCGCUCUUAUCAUUUCACUCGGACAAGCUACGGUUUACGUCGUCACCGGUCUCUACGGACAACCCAGCGACCUCGGCGCUGGUGUCUGUCUCCUACUCAUCGUCCAACUCGUCGCCGCUGCACUCAUUGUCAUCCUCCUCGACGAACUUCUCCAGAAGGGCUACGGUCUCGGCUCCGGUAUCUCUCUCUUCAUCGCGACCAACAUCUGCGAGUCCAUCGUCUGGAAGGCCUUUUCGCCUACGACUGUCAACACCGGCCGUGGCCCCGAGUUCGAGGGUGCCUUCGUCGCCCUCUUCCACCUUCUCUUCACCUGGAACGACAAGGGCCGCGCGCUCCGCGAGGCAUUCUGGCGCGACAGGCUCCCCAACGUCAUGAACCUCAUCGCGACCGUCGUUGUCUUCGCCGCCGUCAUCUACCUCCAGGGCUUCCGUAUUGAGAUCCCCGUCAAGAGCAACCGCUUCCGCGGCCAGCGUGGCUCGUACCCCGUCAAGCUCUUCUACACGUCCAACAUGCCCAUCAUGCUGCAGUCGGCGCUCACUUCGAACGUGUUCAUCGUCUCGCAGAUGCUCGCUACUCGUUUCCCGUCCAACUUGUUCGUCAAGCUCGUUGGUGUUUGGGAGCCCAUGGAGGACUCGCCCCAGCUCCGCGCUGUUUCUGGCCUCGCGUACUACAUGUCGCCUCCGCACACCAUCGGGGAGGCUCUCCUUGACCCCAUCCAUGCCUUCCUUUAUGUGGCCUUCAUCACCUCUGCCUGCGCCCUCUUCUCCAAGACCUGGAUUGAGGUUUCGGGCAGCGGACCCCGUGACGUUGCCAAGCAGCUCAAGGACCAGCAGAUGGUCAUGGCCGGUCAUCGUGAGGGCUCGAUGUACAAGGAGCUCAAGCGCGUCAUCCCCACAGCUGCUGCGUUCGGCGGUGCCAUCCUUGGCCUGCUGUCCGUCGCUGCUGACCUCAUGGGCGCCAUUGGCAGCGGCACUGGUAUCCUCAUGGCUGUUACGAUCAUUUACUCCUACUGGGAGAUCGGCAUGCGGGAGUCGGGUGGCCCUGAGAUGGCUGCGCUCGGAGACUUGAUGUACUACCUCCACAAUGAAAAUGCGGGACCGUCAACGAAGUAUCAAAAACACACGCAUAAAAACAAGGACGCCGAGAAACAGGCGGCCAGAAAAGUACGGCGCGACAAGCUCGAUCCUUCCGUCAACCACACACCACACAUAAACGGUGGUGCAGACGAGGACGACGAAUCGGACGAUGACGCCUCCGCGGGCGAACUCGACGAUGCGAUGCAGGUAGACGGCGGCGAUGAUGGCGAUGUAGACGAUGCUGAGGAGGAAGAGGAGUCGCUCGUGCCCAUGCCACCUGCUCAGGGCAUCGCCGCCCUCCGCGAAAAGCUGCACGCACGCAUGACCGCUCUGCGGCGGCCUGGCGGGAGUGGAGACCCCGAUUCGCGAGACGCACUUUUAGAAGAGCGGAGAGCUCAGCGUGCGGCGUUGCGCGAGCGGAGACGCAAGGAGACGAAGGAGCGGCGGAAAGCGGAGAAGGAGAAGGCAGGCAAGAAGGCCGAGGCCAUUGUAGCGAGGACGAAGGGGCCUGUGACUAAUACCCAACUCAUCGUCCCCGACGUGCCCUCGCACCGCCCAACCGAGACAAACGUCACUUUCUCCGCGCUCUCCUCAAAAUCCCCAUCAAAAUCAAAAGGCUCAAAGUUUCUCCCCAACACUACGUCCUCGAACCCCAAAACAGCUCUUGACCAGCUUCACGCACACAAGAAUUCUCUUGCGUCUCUCCCCGAGGAGAAACGCAAGGCUGCUGAGGAACGCGAGCGGUGGGCAGCUGCGGAGGCGCGUAUGGGCGGCACGAAGGUCAAGGACGACGAGACGAAGCUGAAAAAGGCGGUCAAGCGCAAGGAUCAGGAAAAGAAGAAAAGCAAAAAGGAAUGGGACGAGAGGAAGAAGCAGCUCGAGACGUCGAUGGCUGCCAAAGUCAAGAAGCGCUCAGACAACAUCGCCCAGCGGCAUGAACGCCGCAAGGGCGGCGCUUCGAAGGGCAAGACGAAGAGUCGGCCAGGGUUCGAGGGCAAGUCGUUUGGCGGGAAGGGCAAGGCGGCGGGUAAAGCUAAGAAGGGCAAGUAG